Molecule: messenger RNA, 1599 nt
Organism: Bacidia gigantensis
Lineage: Eukaryota; Fungi; Ascomycota; Lecanoromycetes; Lecanorales; Ramalinaceae
Exons: 2
Coding region: 1-1599 (532 amino acids)
Biological process (GO): transmembrane transport
Molecular function (GO): transmembrane transporter activity
Source: RefSeq, a predicted model, not a curated record
AUGGAGGGUCCUGCAAAACACGUAAGCCUGGGAGGGAUCGCUCUUCCUGCUGACAGAAGCCACUCCCAGCUAUUCUUCGAUUGCAAUACUGAGCCAGUGGAGGACAAGCUGUUCAAGGGUCAGGAAGCUAAAAUGUCUACCUCAGAGGAUGUUGUCGACUCAGAAGCUCAGACUGAGGUCUCAAUGAGUCCGCGCAAGUCGAUAGAUCUGGAGCAAGGCAUAGCCUCCACAAACAGUGAGAAGACACAAUUUGAUGACGAGGACUCGCCGCCUUCUCCAACGAAGGAGGAGAAAAGACCAUCCUCUCCACCGCCCUCUCCACCCCCACCAGACCCUAAUCUUAUUCAAUUCUCUGGCCCUGAUGAUCCCGCCAACCCCCAAAACUGGUUGUUCCGCUACAAAGUCGGCGUCACAGGCAUACUUGCCUCGCUCACCUUCACUACAACUUUCACCUCAUCCAUCUUCUCAACUUGCAUCUCCGCCACUUCUUCUCAAUACCACGUCUCUGAGCAAGUAACCACCCUCGGCACUUCCCUCUUUCUCCUCGGCUUCACUCUCGGUCCCAUAAUCUUCGGACCAGCAAGCGAACUCUAUGGCCGCCGCCCACCCCUCCUCGUCGGCACCUUCGUCAUGUCGAUUUUCCAAGUUGGCGUGGCCAGCGGGGCCAACAUCCAAACCAUCCUCAUAUGCCGCUUCUUUGCAGGAGUAUUCGGCGUGGCGCCAUUGUGUAUCGUGGGUGGAAGCCUUGCUGACUUCUGGAGUCCUGUCGCGAGAGGUGUGGCGGUUGGGAUCUAUUCGAUGUGCACGUUCGUUGGCCCCGUCGCCGCCCCUAUCAUGGGUGGCUACAUCGCACAAUCCUACCUCGGCUGGCGCUGGACCGAAUGGAUAGGCGUAAUCAUGGCCCUCCUCUCCUUCACCCUCGCGGCCGUCUUCCUCCCCGAAACAUCCCACCCGCGUAUCUUGCAGGUCAAAGCCCGUGCCCUUCGCGCAGAGACUGGGAAUUGGGCUCUCCAUUCCUCUGCGGACGAGAAAGUCAUCACCCCCACCAUUAUCGUGGAAAGAUAUCUGACCCGCCCCUUCCGCAUGCUCCAUCUCGAACCCAUCCUCGCUUGGCUCUGCACCUAUAUUGGCCUCACAUACGGUAUUCUCUACCUCUUCCUCACCGCGUACCCCAUCUCCUUCGAGCGCGAGCGCGGCUGGUCGCAAGGGAAUGCCGGCCUCCCCUUCUUGGCAAUCAGCAUCGGCGUCAUCGCCGGCGGAUGCAUAAAUGCCUACUGGUCUGUGACAUCCUAUCGCGCCACGCUCGCCGCCUCACAAAAUGGCGAUACGGCCAAGUCGCCUGAAGCACGCCUCCCACCUAUGAUUCUAGGCGGGCUUUUGCUUCCGCCAGGUCUGUUCUGGUGGGCGUGGACGUCCUUCCCGACGAUCAGCCCGUGGCCGCAGAUUCUGGCUGGUGUGCCCAUGGGCAUGGGGAUUCUGCUUAUUCUGGUCAAUGGGUUGAAUUACAUUGUGGAUGUUUAUAAGUGCUAUUGCGGCGAAUACGGUCGUGAGAUGCACGUUUGGGGCGGUCUUUCCGCUUUUUGCGGAUGUGAUGUAUAG